This is a messenger RNA of Penicillium taxi, 1095 nucleotides long. RefSeq lists its product as uncharacterized. The record is from RefSeq and is a predicted model, not a curated record. The coding region runs from base 1 to 1095 and encodes 364 amino acids. NCBI's taxonomy places the organism in Eukaryota, Fungi, Ascomycota, Eurotiomycetes, Eurotiales, Aspergillaceae. The transcript has a single exon.
AUGCAGGGUGAUACACUCAUUGGCGUCGUUCUGGCGAUGGCAUUUCUUAUUUGCUUCGCAGUUGGAUCGAGCGUCUGGUAUCGACAAUAUGUCAAGCGGGCUAUCCUAGGACAUCAAAUUCAUCUUCGAAACUGUGCUGAUAAUCUGGAAGCUGGUGUUGAGCCACCUUUACGCACGGUCAAAGGUAGCCUAGCUCGUCCAAAGGUACCACAUAUUGAGGGAGAUCAAUGGGUUCUGGUCAGAAAGGUGAAACAUCGAUCUAGGCCUCCGCUCCUGGCAACUAUUCAUCGCCCUGUAAAUGGUGGUGAUUCUAAGCGCAAUGAAGCUAACAACAACCAGACAAGCAACCAGAACCAGAGCCAGAACAGUAAUAUGAACAUGAAUAAUAACCAGAGCCAGGGCCAGGGCCAGAUCCAGAGCCACAAGCAACCCCCAAAGCAACCAAACAAAAAGCGAGGUGAGCAAAAACAAACGAAGAGCCAGCAAAAGCGGGACAAUAAAUGGAGACACCAAGAGGAAAAUAAAAAGAAGGAAUAUGAGAAGCAGAAAAAGAGUAGUCAGUUUUCACAGUUGCAGAAUGAUAACAGCCGCCCAGUUAGUAUCUUGGUUCAAGCGAAGGAGAGUAACCAAUCGAGUCCACGACAAUCGAAGCAGAGCAGCUCACACACCCACUCGAAUGAUGACCUAGGAAAUGGUACAAACAACUACUCAAAUGAAUGGGAACACGACACGAAUCACCACUCGAACAACCACCAAGGACAUGAUACAAAUCACUCGAAUGAUCACCAAGGAUAUGGUGAAUGGACUACCGACACCAACUACCACUCGAAUGAUCAGCAGGGCUAUGGUGAUACAUGGAAUACCGACACGAACCACCACUCAAAUGAUAGCCAGGGCCAUGGCGAUACAUGGAAUACCAACACGAACCACCACUCAAAUGAUAACCAAGGCCAUGGCGAUUCAUGGAAUAUUGACACAAACCACUACUCAAAUGGUCAUCAAGCUGAAAUUCAGCAUGGCCAGUAUGGAGAUACAACCGUUCCCGGAGAAUGGCCUGGAUCCCCUAACCGGCCAACUUUCAAGCAAGCAUGGUAA